AGUGAAUAUAGAGUGUGCGUUUUUGCGUGUGCGUUCCCUUUUGUGUGUCUUCCUUCGAGAAAAGAAAUAGAUAAGAAUUAGUGCGAGAUAACGAAGCUCGGGGUGGUAUCAGGAAAACAGUGCGCGAGUGGUUAAGAUAGGGUAAAAAACGAAAACCAGGAAAAGUGUGGAGGACAAUUUUCGCCCAUCGGAGAGAGAAUGUUCACUUUCGCUUUCGUUCCGUUCUUCCUUAUCCCCUUCCUUCUUUCCCCAUUUCUGAUCAUGUCGGAGAGUACACCCUCCGAGAGAGAGAGAGAGAGAGAGAGAAAGAGAAGUAGAUAGAUAGAUAUAAAUAGAUAGAUAGAUAGAUAGAUAGAUAGAUAGAUAGAGAAAGAUAUAUAUAUAGAAAGAGAUAGAGAGCAAGAGAGUGACAAGGGAGAACGAAGAAACAGUGGGGUGGUGUUGGUUUCUAAAAAUCAGAAAAAAAAAGAAAAAUGUUCGAUGGGUAGAUCGAACGCAUGUUGGGUUCAUCCUGACGGAAGUCGAUUGUCCUUAGGACUCGAUCCUCGCCGUCUUAUCCACCACCAUCGGCAGGAGUAAUAGCAGCACCACUAUCACACCACCACCACCACCACCAUUGCUAGCAGCACCACCGCUAGCAGCGGCAGCGGCAGCGGCAGCACCACCACCACUACCACUACCAUCGCCGCCACCGCCACCACCACCGCCGGCGACGCCUCCUGGCAAAGCCGGUGGCACGGUAGUGUCCUCGAGAGCACGCCGUGCACGCAUCGGUGCUGCGAAUGUUCCACGGCUCUCUCUCGCGACGGCGUGAGUCGACGAGAACGCGCGUCGUGUCGUCGUCGGCGAGUGACGGAAACUACGGCGCCAACCCCCACCGAAAUACUCCUUUCUACGAAUACUACUACCAAUACUACUACUACUACGAAUACUACGAAUACUACUAUAGGCUCGGUUUAGUCGCUUCGUGGAUGCUACGCGCAGUGUAUGGGAAACAGAUCGUACAAAUCAAUCGCCUUCUAACAAGCCGCAUUAACCUCAAGUGAUUUAUAUUUUCUUACGAAGCGCGAAAGAAGUAAUUAGUGUGUUUAUAUCGUAUAAAAGAAGAAGAAAACAAAAAAAAAGAUAUUCAACAAGAGCUUAGGUUCAGAAAAAGAAGAACAAGACGAAAAAGAAGAAGUAGAUGAAGAAGACGAAAAAGAAGAAGACGACAAAGGUUUAAAAGUUAUAAUAUCUACCUAGUGUACAAAAAUAUAUCUGAGAGAAAAGUACAAACGAUAAAAAGUUACAAAAAAUAAAAAAAGAAAUAAAGUACAUACAAACACGAACACAAAAGCACACACAUAUACACGACGAAACAAAAAGAACACAAAUAAAAAUCCGUCAGUGCCAAAUCGAAAAGACGUGGAAGGAAUAGACAAGCGCGAUUAAUAGUUGUUGUACAUUUAAAGGAAAAAGUAUACAGAGAACGAGAGAGAAAGAGAGAGAAAGAGGAGAAGAAAGCAAAACCAUAAACCAAAGAAUCUACCAUUUUUUCUACUAAUCACUCAGCGAAUAACGAUAUUCUUAAAGCAAAAGAAAGUGACCAAGAGUGAGAAAAAGAGAGAGAGAGAGAGAGAGAGAGAGAGAGAGAGAGAGAGAGAGAGAGAAAGAGAGGAAGAGAGAUAAGCAUCGAGACUUCCGUGAUCCCAAACUAAUUAAGUGAAAAUCAUCCGCGUAAAGUUUUUUGUAAACUAUAUAAAUUUAUAUAAAUAAACGUUAAGUAAGAAGUGAAUCUUUAAAAAAGCGCUCGGCUUCAAUCCGAGACUUACAUUUAGCGAUGUCAAAUGUCCUUUGGUAACGAAAUCAGAGUUCGCACGGACUGGUGCAUAUCGAAUUGGUGAGGAGGAAGAGAAAAGGAGAGAGAGAGAAAAAAGAGAAUACCCAUCUACCAGUCUCAAGCUCCAGAGCUACGAGCUCCAGAGCAAAAGAGGAAAAUAGAAAAAGAACGAGGACUGUCGUUCGAAUCGAGUAGACCUCCUGCACGCAGGAGGAGCGUUAAAAACAGGAUGACGUGGCGAGGAAGAUGAGCGCCGAGGUGACGAAGGAGGUCGUCGCCACCGAGAGGGUAGCACCGAGCCCUCCGGCGGCGGUAGCGACCUCGCCAACCUCUGGUGACCCGGCUCGUCACCUGCCCCCGUUCAGCAGCUUCGCCGGGGACAGCACGAUGGACAGCUCUACGACUUUGACGACCCUUCAUUCCCAGGACGUUGGACUGGGCCUGACGUCGUCCUGGGACUAUUACGAGGGCCUGACAGGUCGGUUGAUCGAUUCCCGUGGCGAAGUGGUUCUUGCUAGCCAAUAUCGUCCUUGGGAGUCGAAGAACGCCGGUGGUGUCGUGUCUGCCGCAGCACCAACCGGUGAAGGAUUACCAAGUUUUGCAAGUCAAUUUACCGCACCGAGUGAAGCCGAGCCUCAAUUGACGGCAUUGACGCCGUUGUCGCCAGCAUCCAUCUCUCAUUCGCCACCCGUUACAUCAGCCGUGGGUUUGCCCAGUUUUCAUACUCUCGGGACACCUUUACCGGCGCCUCAUCCUCAUCGAGGUAGCGUCGGUUAUCCUCUCGUACCGGCACCCGUUCAAGCGAGAGAGGUACCGGCUCUGCAACAACAGCUACUCGACGAGAGACAUAUUCAACUACUCGGUUCUAGUCCCGUCCAAGCGUUCCCACCACCUCCAGGUCAUCCUCAUCAUACUGUCUUGACCGUAGUCAAGCCCGAGUAUCCGCAACUUCAUCAUGCCAACUUCCAAAACCCAAUGUCGACUGUCCUCGACUCUACACCUACCUCGAGGGCGAUCGGCAUCGACGGACGUAAGAAAGAACGGAGAAAAAUACGGGCUGGCUCGAUGGAGUCCGAAGAUGGUGGCGGAGGUGGUGGUGGCGGUGGUGGUGGUGCCGGUAGCGUUGAAAAUUCUGGUCAAGUCGCGGCAGUAUCCUCUACCGCCAAUCGUGGUCCUCAUCAUAUGAGUGGCGGAAUGGGUGAUGCCGAUGGUGACGGUGGCCUCGGUGAUAAGCCGGCUAAAAAGAAACGCAAAAGGUGCGGGGAAUGCAUCGGAUGCCAACGGAAGGACAACUGUGGAGAUUGCGCGCCGUGUAGGAACGAUAAGAGUCAUCAGAUUUGCAAAAUGAGGCGGUGCGAGAAACUCACGGAGAAAAAGCACCUUUAUCAUUUGCAAACAGGCGAGGGAGCGUUCAGGGAAAGAGGAAGAGGUCGAGGGAAAGGUACCACAAGGAGUUAUCGAAAAAUCGCUCGACAAGUCAGCACGCCAGACAGUGCACCCGCAGGUCUUGGUAGUCCUCAAGCAGGCAUCGGUGGUCUGCAGCAACACCAACAACAACAACAGCAACAGCAAGCGCAGCAGCCUCUGCAUCAGCCGGAUCCCAUGCAGCAGGCCAAGGACAACCUGAACCCCGCGGCGAGUCAGCAAACGGCGGCUCUCAGAAACGGAAAUCCUCCGCCACCCGUUGUCUCCAUGUCUCCCGGAGUAGUGCCAUUUUAUGGAGAUUCUAGUGCUGGUUUUCGACCGGCAGCUGGUUUCGGUAAUACGGUAUGGCAUCAGGGAGUUGGUCCUGUGGGUGCAGUCGCGGUUGAAACCACGCCAGCUGCAUGGCCACCUCAACAAUUUAUUCAACAAAUUCCUGCUCCUAAUCAGUUAGAAGAAUUAAGAUAUCACACUCAAUACAGCACCGCAACGCCUUAUCAUCCUCAGCCAGUCGCGUAUCAACAGCAAACUUUUAUAACUACUGAUCAAUCGGCAUUUCAACGAGCCGGGACUACAGGACAAUAUACAAUUACGGGGCAACCUUCACCCUUAACACCAGUGGCACCACAGACGGCAGCUUCGACACCUCAGAGGCCAUUAAAUGGUCAAUUUAUGGAUCCUGCUUCAACACCAACGCAACCCGUUGGUUACGAAAGACAGGAUUAUGUUAACGGUUACCAGCAGCAGGAUGUGACAAUGGCACCACCACCUUCAACUACUCCAACAAGCCGUAGUAGCUCCGUACACAUGGAUACCCAACAGGCACAACAACCGUCACAGCAGCAGCAACAGCAACCUCCUACGGACACGCAAGUAAAAGGAUUUGCCACAAUUGCUGCGAAUAAUGUGUCGGGAAACGAGAUGCCUGGGUAUCCACUUCAACCGGGCCCACAGAGUUUACACAACUCUAACGGAUAUCCAGGCUACGUGGAAAUGGGUCAACAACAGCUACAAAAUCAGUGGCAAUCACAAGUUGCUCAACAACAUCAGCAACAACAUCAACAGCAGCAACAUUUGCAACGGCAACAUGCUAUGUCGGAUACUAGUCAACGACAUAUAUGGACUGAUACUAGUACGAGUUCAAAAAUCAGUGGUGUAAAUAAUAAUAAUAUGACGUGGUCGGAUUCUACUCUUCAACAACACCAUCAACAGCAAAAGUCUUCAAAGCAGCAGCUUCAGCAACAAAGUAUGCAGAAUACUAUGAAGCAGCAAAAUGAGCAACAACAAGCUAUGCAGCUACAAGGACAACAAGAGUUAUCAAGACCAGGUAGUCAUAUGAGUUGGGAAAAUGGUACCGUAAAGGAACCUCAAACUCCUCAAUCGUGGACUGACAAUACUGAGAAUCAACAACAACAACAGUCUCAACAACAAACUCAGGGAAGUUGGUCACAGCAAAGUCCUAAAUUAAGAGAUACUCAGAACUCAAGAUUGACGCCAUCUACUCAAAAACAACAUCAGGGGUGGCCACAACAUUCUCCAAAAUUACCAGAUCAUCAGCAAAAUCCGUCCCAACAAAGUUCAAGAGUAACGCCUUCUGGUCAACACACGUGGCAACAGAGUAGUCCUGAAAUACAGACUCAACAAAAUACAGGUCAACAAAAUUCGGGAUUAAUUAUAUCCUCUCAACAAAUACAACAGCAACAAUGGUCGCAACAAACCAAACUUGAACAAAAUCCAAGACUGACUCCCUCCAAUCAAAUGACAUGGCCAGACACACCAACUAGUCAACCCAACUGGUCCCCCAAUAGCAUGAAAAGUGAAUCCAGUCAGCAACCUCAACAACAGUGGCCAGAUUCUCAACCUAGUCCAAGAAGAACACCUGGUCACCAAUCUACAACAUGGCAAAAUCAAUCAUCGCAAGAAACUAAAAUGGACAAUCAUAUGACGUGGUCCCCAUCUUCGGUAAGUGAAAAUCAACCUACGUGGGGUCAGCAUACAUCGAAACAAGAUAUGCAAAAUUCUGGAGAAAGAAUCAUGUGGCAACAAAAUGCAGAUAAUAGUAAGAACAAUGGAUAUUCGGAUAAUCAAGAUAACCAUGAAAACAAUGUAUAUGCACAAUCGAAUCGAGUGAAUCUGAACAGUCGGCUUAAAUCAAUGAUUUUAAGCAAACAGCAACAACAACAUCAACAGCAGCAGCAACAUCAACAGCAACAGCAACAACAUCAACAGCAUCAACAGCAGCAGCAGCAGCAACAACAACAGCAGCAGCAACAGCAGCAACAACAACAGCAGCAGCAGCAACAACAGCAGCAACAACAGCAGCAGCAGCAGCAGCAACAACAACAACAGCAGCAGCAGCAGCAACAUCUUCAUCAGCAACAUCAACAGCAACAGCAGCAGCAUCAACAACAACAACAGCAGCAUCAACAACAACAGCAUCAACAACAACAGCAACAGCAGCAGCAGCAAUUGCAACAACAACAGCAGCAGCAGCAAUUGCAACAACAGCAGCAAUUGCAACAUCAACAAAUGCAGCAGCAACAUCAAGUGAAUCAUCAAGAACAGCAGCAGCAUCUUCAUAUGCAUCAUCAAAUGCAAGGUCAGCAUAACAUUAACAACAUUAUUGGAUCAAAUGGAGAAUAUGUCGGAGAUGAUCGAUUACGAGAGUCACAUGAAAAUUCAGAGAAAAUGCAAGAAAAGAGAACGGAUCAGUACCUCAAUCAAUCGACAAUCAUGUCAAUGGCGCAAUCUAAUGAAAAUUUGACCGGUAAUUUUUUAUUGCAUAGCCACCACCCUCGGGUCGAUAGUUUGCCCGAAGGUGGUGGCUUAUUAGAAUGGACAGGAGGUGGAACCAAUUUAACUAAUCAUAACGUACUAACAGAGACCGGUGUGACUGCUAUAGAAAAUUUUAUGAAAUUCGCGACAGAGGAUAAAAUCGUCCUUGAAAAACCUUCUGAGGAACAACAACGUAUGCACGAACAAACCCAGCAACAGUUAUGGAAAGACCAUAAUAAGCAUCACGAUAAUUCUAUUAUAGAAGAAAAGACAUUUCAGCAACAAUGUGUUGAAAAAGAAACACAAAGACUCGAAAAUCUACGAGAAGAAACGAACACAACUAAGAAAGCGAGAGAGGACAACCUUGACUUUAUACAGACUGCGGAUACUUCUGUCAUCAGCAAAAUCGUGGUUGAGAAUGAACAAAGAUCCGUUGAAAUGAAGGCAGACCAGUCAUCCACGAAAGAGGAAGAUAGUUCGGAGGUAAAGUACGCUUCAGAUCAAACCAUCAAGCAGGAGAACAUAGGAGAAUACAAUUGCGCCAUACCCGAAAGCAUUGAAUCCUGCAAUGUUUCUAGAGGAGAAGACCAUACUACGCUGCCUGUAAAAGCUGAACCUGGUCAAACAUCGCAGGAUGCUUCGGACUAUAAAUUUAGAGGCGACGGUGGUCCCGCCAAAGUAUCACCAGGUACUGGUUCAUGGUGCUGUCGGAGAGGUGGCACGGAACAACCUACGCCGGAACACCUGCGCGAAGGUUGUUGCCAAGGUCUUCAGACGAGGGAUGAAAUAUUAGCAGAUUCUCAACAGAAAUCAGACUCUGACAUAAAGAAUGAAGGACCUAAUAGUCCGAAAAGCGGCAACGCGUCAUCGACUACUAAAUUGCAAGAUCAUUUGGACAAACUGAAGAACAAUGUUAGGACCGAAGUACCGGACUGCAACUGCUUUCCUGCCGAUAAAUGUCCACCUGAACCCGGCUCGUACUACACUCAUCUCGGAGCGGCUGCAAGUCUGUCUGAUCUUCGGAACGAUCUUGAAAGAAGAACUGGGCUGAAGGGAAAUGCAAUAAGGUUCGAGAAGGUCGUUUAUACUGGGAAGGAAGGCAAGACUACUCAAGGCUGCCCAAUGGCUAAAUGGAUAAUACGACGAUCCGGCAUCGAUGAGAAGAUCCUUUCCAUAGUGAAACAUCGACAAGGUCAUAAAUGUGCGACGGCAUGGAUCGUUGUAGCCAUGGUUGCUUGGGAAGGAGUUCCAACUCAUGAAGCUGAUCGCAUUUACUCCCUUUUGAGUCACAAAUUAAAUCGCUUUGGUCUUCCAACGACCAGAAGAUGUGGUACUAAUGAACCGAGAACCUGCGCUUGUCAAGGACUUGAUCCCGAUACCUGCGGAGCGAGUUUUUCUUUUGGAUGCUCUUGGUCUAUGUAUUACAAUGGUUGUAAAUAUGCAAGAAGCAAAACUGUACGAAAAUUUCGAUUAUCCGUUCGGUCAGAGGAACAAGAGGUCGAAGAGAGGAUGCACGUUUUGGCUACACUUUUAUCACCUUUAUAUUUGAGCCUUGCACCGGAAGCAUUUAAUAAUCAAACUCAAUUUGAACGAGAAGCAAGCGAAUGUCGAUUAGGAUUUAAACCUGGAAGACCUUUUUCUGGUGUAACGGCUUGUAUCGAUUUCUGUGCGCACUCUCAUCGAGAUCUUCACAAUAUGAAUAAUGGAUGCACUGUGGUAGUAAGUUUGACAAAACACCGAACAUUAGCGAAACCUGAAGACGAACAGUUACAUGUACUUCCUCUUUAUAUCAUGGACGAUACUGAUGAAUUUGGUUCGAAAGAAGGACAAGAAGAAAAAGUUCGUUCUGGGGCUUUAGAAGUUCUGAAUAAAUAUCCCUGCGAGGUCAGAGUUCGAUCGGUUCCUCUUCAACCUUGUCGUCGGCAUGGAAAGAAGAGAAAAGACGAGGAACCCGAUACUGUUGCAAAUAAAAAAGACAUACAAAGGCACACUAACGCGUCCGAUAAAAUAAUAGAAGCAACUCGUGCAGUGAAUCAUCAUGAUUUGUCCAGAACUCCAGCAAGAGAUACGCAAUUAUCCUUAGAAAUGGCUUCAAUGUUCGAAGGUAUGGAUGCGCAAUUACAAAGUUCUCAGGUAUCAUCGACGGUCCUCGAUAGUCCAGUGUCUAUGUAUCAAGGUUGGGGUUAUCAGGGUGAACAACAAUGGAGUCGAAAUGGUUGGCUAGAUCAAAGAAAAAAUAAUUGGUUAAAUCCCUGGGGAGAAUAUGCCUUUGGUGGUUUAGAAAGAGACACUAAAGUAGAUCCUGAUAGCACUAGCUUGGAUGACAUCAGACCACGAAGUACAGUUUCGCAAGAAGAUCAUAGACCAGGUUCAAGGAAUUUACCAAACUCCACUAUGGAUUCGCCAAGAGGUACUUACAGUCAUUCUCCGAGAGGUCAUCCUAUUUCUCCGAGAAGUUCUCAUCCAUGUACACCUGGUGAAGCAGCUUAUGCCAUGUCACCUAGAGGAUGUCCAUCAACACCUCAGGAUCCAAGAAUGGCUUCUCCAAGAAGUUCGGGAUAUCCUACUACACCUGACGGUAGUUACAAUCAUGCAACUUCUGCGAGAAGCUAUCAACAUAUUUUUGAGACCAGACAAAACAAUGCGUCUCCAAGAGCAGGAUACUUUCAUUCACCGACCCAUUUAGAUGUUAUGCAAAAGAAUUUACAAUCACGAAUACAUCAAUCACAAGUAAAUACGAAUAACAUUCGUCAUGUUGGUCAAAAUAACAUGGACAAUCAAUCUAGAAUGAGACAAGAUGCUAGUCAACAAAAAUACUCUGGUGCAUUGUCACAGACUUAUUUAGAAUCACAGAAUUCUACAAGAUUUAUGUUACCAAAAUCACAAACCGAGCCAUCCUUUUCAUCGAGAGUACAAAGUCACUAUCUUUCCCAAUCCGUUCAACUAGGAAGAAACGCUACAUAUCAAAAUCAACAUACCGAUUCUAAUUUAGGGGACGUUUUUCCUGGAUAUAGUGGUACUUCCUGUGUGGAUGGUAAUAGUCACAAAUCACUUGGUGCUACGAACCCAGAUUUCCUUCUUCAGGGUUCCUUAAAUCUUCCAUCUAUUCCUGAUCAACAAAGUGAUGUGCAAGGUCUUCUUAGUUCAAGCGAUCAAAAAAGGUACUUUGGUCGUUUGCAAAGACAAACGGACUUAAAAUCUUCAACAACCCCUCAGUUUCCAACAGUAUCUUCGGAGCAAGGAAGUUAUGGAAGCAGUUGGAACAUGUUUAAUUUAUGGUCUUCCGAAACUUCAAAAUCGAUGGAACAUCAAACUCUCUUUAACGAGCAUCAAAAUGUGGCGGAGAAAAUAAAUAAUCAAAUGGAUCAUCAAAAAAAUUCAACUUGGCCUGAAAGAUUACCAAAUGUUGAUCAAGCAAAGCCAACUUGUUGGGAAACGCAAACCGAACCAUCCCCUUUCCGUAUACCCAAAGGAAGACCACCUUCGAGGACAACAUCGGGUCAACAUUUGUCUACCGAUACCAAUGCUUAUCCAAACACAUUUGCAAGAACUUUUUUAAAACCGCAGGAACCAGUAAGAAAUAAUGCUUUUGCGGAUAGUUUAAGCAAUGGGGUACAAACAUGUGUAUCCAAUCAGAACCAUCAAAAACGAACAGAUUGGCAUGAUGAGAAAUUAAGAGAAGGAUUUCAUGAUGGACGACAAGAGAUCGUUAAUUCGAAUACCAGUUCUUUAGCUUGGGCGGAAGAAAUGAAGCAAGUCCAAGAUUUACACGCUAUGUCAAGCUUGGGCCAUCCUCACGCAUUUCCACAAUACGGUUAUCCUACGUACCCAGUUUUUGAAAAACCAUAUCCAAAUUCUUGGGAAGGUUACAAUUAUCAUCAGCCUUAUCACCCACAAGCCGCACAAUAUCCUCCGCAAUUUUAUCAACAACCUAAAAGGGACGCCUGCUUCCAUUCUCCACAAUAUCCGUAUCAAGGUAUACCACCGUAUCAGAGUUUAAAUACAGGCUGGCCAAGAUGGGAAACUUCUCGUUGGGACAUUUAUGGACCUCCACCAUACUUCCCGGUACUUCCUGAGCCACCACCGAAAGCGGAACCACUUGGUGAGGUAGCCGAUUAUUCCGACAACGAAGAGUGCUUCAAAGAUCCACAAAUGGGAGGAGUUGCUAUAGCUUUAGGUCAUGGUAGUGUUUUAUUCGAAUGUGCGAAACAUGAGAUGCACGCAACGACGGCCUUGAAGAAACCCAAUCGUCUUAAUCCGACUAGAAUCAGUUUGGUGUUCUACCAACAUCGUAAUCUUAAUAGACCAAGACACGGUUGGGACGAAUGGGAAGAAAAAAUGAGAUUGAGGAAGUUGGGCGUUGUAACGACAACGACUACCAGCUCGUCGGGUACAUCACCGUUGGUGUCCACAGCAGUUACUAGUCCAGCUAGUUCGGUGAAUAACGAGAAGCUACCACCACUUCCUCACAUAUCUACCGUACCAAAUUCACAAUUCAUGAUGAGAUCGCCAACGUAUACAACCAUGACCUGGACAACGCUUUUUCCUAUGCAUCCGUGUAUGAUAACAGGUCCGUAUCAAGAAGGAGGAGCCAUCGGAUGAGCCAUUAGCGGAAAGUACGAUUCCAAUCGACCGUGAUUGCGGAUCGUACCUGGGUUUGAGCGAAUAACUUAAAAAAAUGAGGGUACAGCGAAGAAUAGGAGGGAUCAUUGUUCGUAUAGCCAUAUUGGUGAGGUGUGCCUGACCGGCACUAAAAAUAGGAACGAUCCAUAUAGAGUUGAGCCGAACGAAAGCGAUAGAGUGCGAGUGAGAGAUAGAGAGAAAGAGAGAGAGAAAGAGAGAGACAGAAUGAAAGAAUGGAAGAGGCAUUGCACGAAUCGGUAUCAACUCAUUUCCAAAACCCGUUCUAGACGUAUAUUCUUCUUUUUUUUCUCUGUAAGAUGCUCUAACGGGAAGACUUUAGAACUAAAGAACAGGAACAGAAAUUGUCCAAAUAUGUAUUUUGGAGCGCAUUAUUUUAAUAUUGGAGUAGUUUGUUAUCGACGGAGCAACAAAACCAAUCGCACUGCCAUUUUUCUAUCAUACGUUUUGUGCGCGAUACAAAAACACGAAACGAAACCGGUUAAUGUGUCUCGAUAAUUAAAAAAGAAAGAAAGAAACGUGAAAAAAAUAAAGAAAAGAAAAAAUAGAUGCUGCGCGCCCAUAACGAACGACAAUUAGGGCGUCCAUCGCGUGAUCUCCCCUCUUUUUUGGGGCUUCCUUUUUUUAUACGAAACUUUUGUUAGAUUCACGGUAAGAUGAUUACGUGUUAAACAAAAGAAAUAAUUAAAAGAGCGCGCGCACGAGGCGGAUGAUGAAAGUUGAUGGAAAAGGCAAGUCACACACGCAGGUAAUCGGGAAAGAGAGAGAGAGAGAGAGAGAGAGAGAGAGAGAGAGAGAGAGAGAGAGAGAGAGUGGGAGAGGGAGAGAAAGAAAGGCAUAGGAAGAUUAAAUAAGAAUAAUAAAUCGGAAAAGUAUGAAAAAUCGGAAAAGAUAUUUGUCAUAAUUCUACAAUGUGGAAGAAUAAACAAAAGAAAAGAUAGGGAUAUGAAUUAUCGCGAAUUUGAGAUUGAACUUGAAACGCGUAAAAAAUAAUAGCGAUCAAUUUGAUGUCUUACCGUGCACAUGGCUUUGAUACGAUAAACUUUAAAGAAAACACAAAACAUAAGUAAAAAAAGAAAAAAAAAAUAAAGAAAAAAGUAAAAAGUGUUAGUAUAUUUGACCGUACGCUUAAAGUUAAAGAUACCGCGUUUUACGCGCAGAUGAGGAAAGAUCACAGGUUUCGUAUUGGUAGCAUCGUAAUUUUUCUUAGCUAGUCUACGCCUAGGCAACCGAAUACGAAACGCUGAAGUAGACCAUUUGCACACGCCUGCGUUCAUGGACAUUGCAAAUAUCAUGGACGAAAAAGAAAAUAAAAAAGGAAACAGCAACGUUUUGGAACGUUCUAUUCGCGCGUCGUUAUUAUUAUCUGGCACAUUCUUUUACACAUUUACGAUGCCACAUGUUCCAAUUGAUUGACCUACUUGUCCAGCGAAGCGUUUCGAACGUUGAAAAACAGUACAUUCACACAUACACAUAACCACAAACAAGAAAACGAACAAGUAGGUGUAACCUCUUAGUUUCGAAAAUUUUUUCGCGAAAGUCAUGAGAGAUUGCACAAUUGUACAUUAUCGUCAUUACUAUACCACAAUUACCGAGUAUUUUUCCAGAAGGGUUCGUGUUACACACAACAUCUAUAUUCACGCAUAUAUACAAACAUACACUCAAACAUACACAUGCACAUACAUCAUUGUGUGAAGAGAAAGAGAAAGAGAGGGUUAAAGGAAACAUAGGUACACGUACACACACGAAAGAAAUGAUCUCAAGUCUUAAUAACUAAUUAAACGAUAAAUAUUCUCCUUUUCUCUUUAUAGCCUUUGUAAAUCGCGCUUGUUAUUAUUCUAUACAUAUUCAUAUUUAUUUGUAUGCACGCGUUUGCACCUGUAGUUGUUCACUAAGUAAGUCGUGAGAUAUGGAAAAUAGUUGGAGAAGGCGCGGAUUAUUAAAAUACUAACCAUUCGUCCUUCGGGUCGGCUGAGUACAAAGCAUUUUUUCCUAACAAUCAUGCAAUACGAUUGCAUGCAGGGAUGACGUUAUUAAAUCUUUUAUUAUCUCCGUUUUGUUUCUCUUUUUUUUUAUCUUUUAUUUCGGAAAGGUACUACGUCUUCUCCGAAAAAAAAAAAGUUUUGACGUUCUUUACUUUAUCGGCAUGUUUUUCUUCUUUUCUUUUCUUGUUUUUAUUUUAUUUUAUUUCUUUUUAUAUUCUCAAUUAUAAUUGAGAUUGACUUUUUUUUACGUACAUCCUACGUAUAUUGUAUGUUGAAUAUUGAUGUUUAUAAUAUUAUCUAUUUCCCAUUUUUAAGGUACACGAGAUAAAAGCGAAUGGCAUUGUUAAGUGCUAUCGCAAAAUAAGAUAAAGUAAUUUAUCGAAAGUUGACAUUAAAUAGCGCGAGUUUUUUUUCUUCUUUUCUCUUUUUUUUAUUUUUUUAUUUUUUAAUUUGAAUGGGUUACUGUAUUGUUAUACCCUUCUCGAGGUUUUAGGCGGCUCUAUAACGAUGACUAAUCUUUUCAUUUUUUUUUCAUCAUUGACGAUAAAAUAAAAACGAUUUGAUUUUUUAUCGUUCGGCCUUUGUAAAUAUUAGGCGACUGUUAUUAGUAAUUUGGAAAUGCCCCGGUUCUUGAUGAAGCACAUUUUUAUAUAAUCUUUUGUCAGUUUCUUUUUAGCUAAUAAGAUUAAUUAAUAAUAAUUAGAGAAAAAGUGUAUGCGCGUGUGGAUGGAUGAGAGAGAGAGAGAGAGAGAGAGAGAGAGAGAGAGAGAGAGAGAGAGAGAGAGAGAGAGAGAGAGAGAGAGAGAGAGAGAGAGAGAGAGAGAGAGAGAGAGAGAGAGAAAGGGAGAGAACGAGAAA
Messenger RNA from Vespula vulgaris, 13500 nucleotides. RefSeq lists its product as uncharacterized. NCBI's taxonomy places the organism in Eukaryota, Metazoa, Arthropoda, Insecta, Hymenoptera, Vespidae. The transcript is spliced from 12 exons. Bases 2066 to 10618 code for a protein of 2850 amino acids. Gene Ontology annotation, molecular function: zinc ion binding; DNA binding; DNA 5-methylcytosine dioxygenase activity. Gene Ontology annotation, cellular component: nucleus. Gene Ontology annotation, biological process: positive regulation of transcription by RNA polymerase II; oxidative demethylation. The record is from RefSeq and is a predicted model, not a curated record.